This is a messenger RNA of Phytophthora sojae, 2088 nucleotides long. RefSeq lists its product as hypothetical. Bases 1 to 2088 code for a protein of 695 amino acids. NCBI's taxonomy places the organism in Eukaryota, Oomycota, Peronosporomycetes, Peronosporales, Peronosporaceae. The record is from RefSeq and is a predicted model, not a curated record. The transcript is spliced from 4 exons.
AUGGUGCCGCGACCCGGGAGUACUACUUCGAAUGACGGGCCAACGAUCCAAGUGGCAUCGGAGGCAGUCCACGGGGCCAGCGACGACCAGGAGGGCUACGAAGAACAGUUUGCCGUUCCCGAUGCGGCUCCCGUCGAGGGAGCAGCGAAGGGCCGCGACGCAAGUCGCGGUCCUACCAGUCGGAAGCCUGCAAAGGCCGACGACCAACAACAACCCACCGCCAAGGCAGCCACGAAGCGCAAGUCGCCCAAGAGGAAGAAAAAGAAGCUGCGCGCGCCGGACUCGGCGGAGGAGUCGCUGUCCAAGCCGCAAGGCAAGGACACGGGACGUCAGUACACCGUCGAGGAGGUACGGCCCGUCGUGGCGCCGGACUUCGAUAGACUCACCAGCGUUGCCCACGCCGCGCCGACUCUCUUCCAGAUGCUGCGUGACUCGGGGUUCGUGCUGGGGGCUUUCGAGAUGGAGAGGCUGUGCGAUUGGGACCUCAAAUCUUGGUUACGUGCGAUUCGCGUCGUGCAGGAGCCCUUGACGAUUCUCGCCGGACCCGUCAAACAAGACGCGACGAGUUCCGCGACGGGCCAAGACGCGCCGAGCCCCUCGGCGGGUCCAGCCCAGACUUCGACGACCACGCCCUCGCCUCCACCUCGAUACCAAUCGAGCGUGGACUCCGACAGCAGUUUCGAGUCGCCCAAGCGCAUGCCCAUGAACCGGCCGCCGCGCGUCAUGCAGCUAUCCGCGGCGCCCACACGCACAGAGGUGACGAAACCCGCCGAGGAGGUGCUUCCCAAGGCCUUGAGAGAAUCUAUCAUCAAGCUGAUGCAGACGACAGUGAUGAACACCCCGCGCGCCGACACGGCCGCAAUUCCGACGGGGCCGAAGCCGCCCGCGAAUCCCACACCCACGGUGGCUCGCCCCCAGGAGGCAGCGGAUGUCGCCAUGGAGUCGGUCAGUUCGCGUUCUUCGACGAGGUCCAGAACUCGACGCGACGCGGACGACCCCGAUGACCUGUUCGACUUGGACAUCGGAGUGCCAAGAACCACGGCCGCCGUCUCGACGGCGACAGCCGGCGGCGUAGCCCUCGCCCGCGUACGCCUCUCAGCAUCUUCCAAGCUGAAAGAGUUCUCGGGACGGGACGCCAGCGAAGAGAAAGCCAGACUGUGGCUCAACCGUCUGAAGUCCGCCGCGCGGCGCGACGGGAUGGCGGGCGAAGAAGUGUGCGGGCAGUUCAGCGAUCUAAUGAGCGGCCCUGCGCGCCAAUGGUAUCUCCAGUUGCCCAGGAAGGUCAAGAAAUCAUGGACCGAGCUGAUGGAGCAAUUCCGGGUGCAGUACUGCGGCAAGGGCGUAUCAAUGGCCAGUCGCUACUACCAUGCGGCUCAGCGACCCGACGAGACCCCUCUGGAUUACUUGUACCGGCUCAACGUCGCGGGCUUGAGGGCCAACAUCCCAUACGCCGAGGGCACGACUGAAAAGAAGCGCGAACACGCCGAGCAUUUCAUCCGGACGGUGGACACGCAGGAGGCCGAACUCGCCUCGCGUCUCACGCUGAUGGAGGUCGCCGACUCCGAGGCGCUGGAGAAGAAGCUGCAAAAAGACUUCCUUCGGCUCGAACAAGUUCCGCCAAAGGCGCCGACCCCGCCGACUCAGCCGGCGCGCGCCGUGCAUGCGAUUCACUUCGCGUCGGACGAGUACGACUUGGAACGCGAAAGUCGCGACAGCGACGAUCGCCAGUACGACCAAGACGAGGCGGACGAAGAACGCGCCAAGUUGUUCGUCGCGGGACAGGCCCCGCCGGAAGAGCCGGCGCGUCGUAACUUCGAUCCCGACGACUCGGGACGCGACCGCCCGCGGUGCCGCCACUGUGGUUCACGUCGCCAUGUCGAAGGAGACUGCUGGAAGUUGUUGACGUGUCAGAAGUGUGGUGGCCAGCACCCGACGGAGCGAUGCUUGAGGAUGUGCAAGGCCUGCGGUGACGUGCACGAAGCCGGAGAAUGCCCGAUGGAGGAGUUCUUCAACCAAUUGCGCCAGUGGUUUGACCCGAAUAAACACGCGGGAAUGCUGCCGCCGGCCGCCGAGAAGAUGUUAAACUAG